Mytilinidion resinicola is the source of this 2410-nucleotide messenger RNA. RefSeq names its product P-loop containing nucleoside triphosphate hydrolase protein. Bases 48 to 2168 code for a protein of 706 amino acids. The transcript has a single exon. Lineage: Eukaryota; Fungi; Ascomycota; Dothideomycetes; Mytilinidiales; Mytilinidiaceae. Gene Ontology annotation, molecular function: ATP hydrolysis activity; ATP binding. The record is from RefSeq and is a predicted model, not a curated record.
CGUACAUCAGAGGAGGUCGCGCACGCGGACGAGCAGCACUCCGCAGAAUGCCAGGACGAGACACCAUUUCUAUUUCCUCUGGCGAGUCAUCCUCGUCGGAGGAAGAGACUUCACCAGUCACCAACGGCGUGAAAAGCACCAUCAUCACCAACGGUAUCAAAGAUGAGCUAGAAGAGGAGACUCUUGACCUCGCCAAGGUCGGAAUGGAGUGCGGCUUGAAGCAUCUGUACUCUGGAAAAGAGGACAAGAAAGGCCGUUAUCAAUGGCAGGACGAGAUCCCCAAAGAUGUCGGCAAGCCUGUCGAGAAUGCCCAAACAGCCAAGUGGGCUCUUUUGGUGCGCAACGUCAAAGUCUACAACGAUCCACGAAAGGUCCUUGCCAUCCAUUCAAUCGUCGUCCAGAGCCCGCUUUUGAAGAAAUUGCUUGCACGCGUCCUGAAAGACUACCCUGGAGUCACCCCCGGUCUAGCUCGUCUAGAAUUCUCUGGGAAGUUUGAGCCAAUCAUCCAUCGUUGGACGGAACUGAAAGAUGCUAUCGACAAUCUCGGCGAUGAUACUGAGGAUGACCAGAAGACCAAGGAGCACGCCGACCUCUUCUACAACUUGCUUAAGACCGAAUUCAAGUCCUUGAUCGACACAUCUCAGGAUAUGAAGUUGAAAGGCGUCAUGACUUAUGAGCAUCUUUGGACACUGUUUCAGCCGGGUUCAACCGUCUAUGCCCGCCAGGACGGUCAAGAGACUGCCAUGAAGUUACAUGAGACCAAGUAUGGAGCCGAUCGGAAUGGCAAUCCCUGCUUCUGGUUGACCUGCAAAUACGUUGAUUGGGAUGGUGCUAAGUUUGGUUCCAACAAGCUGAACCUUUCGAUCCCGCUUUACUCUGGCACUCGGCACAUCAACCAACUUCCCGUAUAUCCUCUGGAGAACCACCACGAAAAGGACGCUCUCCGUACUCGUUUAAUCGAGCGAGGGGCCAAGGCCGAGACCCUCGCUGGAUCCCACUACAAGUCAUAUCAUGGAAUUGGAUGGAAGCGAGGGAAUUUCGGCACGAAGGACAAGUACAACAUCAAAAGCCGAAUCGUUAUCGACACCUACGGAUGGAACCGUUUCAAUCCAAGCUAUGCCAUUUUCGUCGCACCACUCAAUCAGAAGGACCCCGUAGGCGGCGCUAUCGGCGAUGGUAACGACGACGGAGAGGGGGAUGAGGAUGUCUACGAAGACGAUGCUGAUGACAGUGGCAUGCCGAUGGAUGGUCAAUUCGCCGAUGAAGAUGACUCAACGAAACGCCAGCCUCUUACCACCGAACAAAAGCUUAUUUGCACCCCUCUGAUUCGAGGCUACUCGUUGAAAACUAAGAUGUGGCUCAACUUCUUUAUCAACUGCGUUCAAGAAAUUGAGUGGCAGACGGGUGCCUUCGACAGCUUAGUCCUGCCAUCCAACCAGAAGGAACUGAUCCUAGGCUUCACUGAGUCGCAGCGCAAAUUCAAGGAAUCAUUCGACGAUGUCAUCGAAGGCAAGGGCAAGGGUAUCAUUCUACUACUCUGCGGACCUCCUGGUGUUGGAAAGACGCUCACCGCGGAGUCUGUCGCCGAAGAGAUGAAGGUUCCACUGUACAUGAUGAGCGCUGGUGAUCUAGGCCUCGAUCCCCGAAGCGUUGAGACCAAGCUGCAGAAUAUCCUGGAAAUGUGCACUAAAUGGAACGCCAUCCUCCUACUCGACGAGGCCGACGUUUUUCUCGAACAACGGUCCCUUCAUGAGUUGGAGCGAAACAAGCUUGUGUCAAUUUUCCUGCGCAUACUCGAGUAUUACGAGGGUAUCAUGUUCUUGACUACCAACCGUGUGCAGACAUUCGACCCGGCGUUUCAGUCUCGAAUCCACAUUUCCCUCGACUAUCCAGAGCUCUCCAUCGACUCUCGCAAGAUGGUGUGGAAGAACUUCCUUGGAGGCUCGCAGCAAAAGAAUACCGUCACAGACCGCCAACUUGAUCAGCUGUCGCUUAUGAACAUGAACGGCAGGCAGAUUAAGAAUGUAUUGAAAACCGCGCAGCUACUGGCUAGUCGGAAGGAUGCCUCUUUGAGCUACGAGCAUGUAAUGACUGUGCUUGACGUUACGCAGCAUCUUCACAAUAGUACGCAGGAGAAUGAGAGAACUCGGGCGAGCAUUUUCUGCUAGAUGUUCAUAGGCGGUUUAAGCAGAUUUAUCGUGUUCUGUGUUGGUUGAGGGACUUCUCUUCUCUCCCGACAAAUGAUAUUUGUGCAUAUAGACCCAUCGUCUUCUUUGGUGUGCUCUCUUUAGUGCUUCCUGGCCAUGAGUCUUCUAUUGGGUGUCUCAUAACGGAGCGGUGUCGGCUUCACGGCGCUCGGGUUUUCAGACAGUAGUAUACGAAUGAAUGAAUCAAUAUAUGAACAUAUAUA